CCUAAGAGUGGUGCUGACGAGAAUUUUACCAUAACUUUUGAGGAAGAACUCAAGAUCCUCGAUGAGGUCGUAGCAUCUGAUGAGGAAAUUCUUAUUGAUGAAAGCGACGUUGUGACUGCUGACACUGGUUGGGUUCUACCCAAAACUUGGUUACGACCUUCAGUAGCGCCUUCUGAUGUGGCGUCCGAGAAACUGGUUUUUCAACAGAUGGAUAUCGAUUUUUAUAAGGGUGCAAAGGUGGCAAAUAUGCUCGGCCCAAACUGCAAUCCAGUACCAAUCAUCCGUGUUUACGGAGUUUCAGAGAAAGGACACAGCGUCGUGGCUCAUGUUCACGGAUUUCUGCCGUACUUUUAUGUUGCUGCACCGCAGAAUUUCAUGCAAGAACAUCUUGAGGAAUUUCGUAGACAGCUAAACUUUGCUGUUUGUGGGGAACUUAAAGGAAAUCAAUCAGACGGUCUUAAAGAUUUUGUUCUCAAUGUUGAACUUGAGGAGAAAGAAAGCAUAUUUGGUUUUCAUGGUAACGUUAAGUCCAAAUUCAUUCGAAUCGUGCUCGCCCUUCCUCGAUUUAUAGCCACUGCAAGGCGCAUUCUUGAGAACGGCUUUUCAUUUUGCGCCUUUCCGAAUUACUCUUAUGCCCCAUUUGAGGCCAAUGUUGACUUUGAAACGCGUUUUAUGGUUGAUAUCAAUAUGACUGGAUGCUGUUGGAUCGAGCUACCCGCUGGGAAGUACUUCUUAAGACAGAAAAGUCGAAUUAAUUCGCCAUCUAAAGUGUUGAAAGAGGCUAAUGCCGUGAUCCCCAUUGAUGAAUUCCUCUCUUCUGCUGCGAGUCAGACCAGGUGUCAGUUGGAGGUCGACGUUGCGUGGAAUGACAUUAUCAUUUACCCCACUGAGGGCGAGUGGAGCAAGAUUGCGCCCAUAAGGAUUCUCAGUUUUGAUAUUGAAUGUGCUGGUCGGAGAGGUGUUUUCCCAGUUCCAGAGCAAGAUGCUGUUAUUCAGAUAGCCAAUAUGGUUAUCAGAUACGGUGAUUCGAAGCCUUUUAUACGCAAUGUUUUCACACUCAACACCUGCGCUCCCAUCAUCGGCUCGCAUGUCAUCUGCUUUGCAACGGAGAAUGAAAUGCUUUCUAAAUGGGCUCAUUUUGUUCGAGAAGUUGAUCCUGACGUGAUUACGGGCUAUAACAUACAGAAUUUUGACCUUCCAUAUCUGGUCAACCGAUGCAACCAUCUUAAAGUGAGUUCGUUCCCUUUCUUGGGUCGUGUACUUGGUUCCAAGUCCAUUGUGCACGACAGCUUAAUCCAUUCAAAGCAAAUUGGCCGCCGAGAGAACAAAUAUGUAUCCAUUGAUGGGCGCGUUCAAUUUGAUCUAUUACAGAUACUGCUCAGAGAUUACAAAUUGCGGAGUUACACUCUGAAUUCGGUUAGCUAUCAUUUCCUAAAGAAGCAAAAGGAAGAUGUCCAUCACAGCAUUAUCAGUGAUCUUCAAAACGGAAAUGACCAAACGCGCCGACGCUUGGCCAUAUACUGCCUGAAAGAUGCUUACCUACCCCUGCUCUUGUUAGAUAAGUUGAUGUCAGUCGCAAAUAGCGUCGAAAUGGCCAGGGUUACAGGCGUGCCCAUGGCCUAUCUCUUGAAGCGAGGUCAACAAGUUAAGGUAAUUUCUCAGCUUCUGCGAAAAUCGAAGGAAAAUGGCCUUCUCUUGCCAACUCACAGAUCAGGUCAGGGCGACGAGUACGUGGGCGGCACUGUUAUCGAACCUCAGCGCGGCUUCUACAACGAGCCUAUUGCGACUCUAGAUUUCUCCAGCCUGUACCCUAGCAUCAUGGUUGCCCACAACCUUUGUUACACGACUCUUUUGAAGCCAGAGGAUAUAUCCGCUUCAGGAGGAAUAGUUCAUCUUUUGGCCACUUAUAACCUUGGUCCCGAUGACUAUAUUAGAACACCUACGGGGGCGUAUUUUGUCAAGAAACACAUACGCAAGGGGCUCUUGCCAUGCGUUCUCGAACAGCUUCUGGAAGCUAGGACGAAAGCAAAACGUGAAAUGGUCGCAGAAAAUGACAAUUUCAGACGACAAGUUCUUGAUGGUCGACAACUAGCGCUCAAGGUGAGCGCCAACUCUGUCUACGGCUUUACGGGUGCCCAGGUUGGAAAAUUGCCUUGUCUGGAGCUCUCUAGCUCCAUUUCGGGAUUUGGUCGGGAAAUGAUCGAGGAAACUAAACGCUUAUUGGAAGAGGAGUUCACCAUCAAAAAUGGCUACAAAAGCGAUGCUAAGGUAAUAUACGGCGAUACCGAUUCCGUUAUGUGCAAGUUCGGAGUUUCAACCGUCGAAGAAGCUAUGGCAUUGGCCCGCAAAGGCGCUGAGUACAUAUCUGGCAAGUUUUUAAAACCCAUUAAGCUGGAUUUCGAAAAGGUUUACUUCCCCUACUUGCUUAUAAACAAAAAGCGGUACGCAGGUCUAUAUUUCACAAAACCGGACAAGCAUGACAAAAUGGACUGUAAAGGUAUAGAAACGGUUAGACGAGACAACUGUCCACUCGUGGCCAACCUCGUGAACGCAUGUCUCCAGCGUAUUCUUAUUGAUAGGGAUCCCUCGGCAGCAAUCAGACACGCUCAGCGCACAAUUUCGGAUCUGCUCUGUAACCGGAUCGAUAUUGCCCAAUUGGUGAUAAGCAAAGAGCUUACCAAAACCGACGAGGAGUACGCCGGCAAACAGGCCCACGUGGAACUGGCAAAUAAGAUUCGCAAGCGCGACCCCGGCUCGGCACCGCAACUGGGAGACCGGGUGCCUUACGUUAUAACUUCAGUGGGUGGCAAGAACACCGCUGCCUACGCCAAGGCAGAGGAUCCGCUAUACGUGCUGCAGCACAACGUCCCCAUCGAUGCUAAAUACUACCUCGAGAAUCAGCUCGCGAAUCCCCUUAUGCGCAUCUUUGAGCCCAUUCUAGGAGAGGCCAAAGCCAAAUCGGCACUAUUAACUGGUGAACAUACACUUGUGAAAUCGGUUCUCCAUUCAAAAGUUGGUCAGUUGUCCGCUUUCACUCAAAAGCGUGUAUCGUGCGUCGGGUGCAGAUCCCUUCUUCCUAAGGACCGUGAAACUGAGGCCCUGUGCACCUACUGUCAGUCAAAGGCUUCUGAAAUUUACCAGAAGGGGACGGAGCGACUGCGUGCGCUAGAGGCUCGCUAUGCGCGUCUCUGGACCGAGUGUCAGCAUUGUCAAGGCAGCAUCCAUGAACAGAUCAUCUGUUCUAGUCGUGAUUGUCCCAUCUUUUACAUGAGGACAAAGGCUAAAACUGACCUCGAUGAACAAGUCAACAUUAUGAAGCGGUUCGGAGAACCCUCUUGGUAG
Messenger RNA from Hydatigera taeniaeformis, 3342 nucleotides. NCBI's taxonomy places the organism in Eukaryota, Metazoa, Platyhelminthes, Cestoda, Cyclophyllidea, Taeniidae. The record is from the annotation of a GenBank genome assembly.